GCCGAGCGGGGCGGGGCGGGCACGGCACCCCGUCAGCAGCGUAGCGGCGCGGCCCGCCAGCGCCUGGCCAUGGCGGCGGAGCCGGGCACCGCUGAGGUGCGGCCGCAACACCGCUUCGACCAGAGCAGCCUGGAGCGGUACCUGUGCAGCCACCUGCCCGGCUUCCCGCGGCGGCCCGCGGCGGCUCUGGCCGUCAGGCAGUACAGCUCAGGCCAGUCCAAUCCAACCUUUUACCUUCAGAAGGGUGUGCAGGCUUAUGUGCUCAGGAAGAAGCCCCAUGGCCCUCUUUUACCUCGAGCUCACAAGGUUGAUAGAGAAUAUCGUGUACAGAAAGCCUUGUUUUCAGCUGGAUUUCCAGUGCCUGAGCCCCUGCUGUAUUGCAGUGAUGUUUCUGUCAUUGGAACAGAAUUUUAUGUAAUGCAGCAUGUGCAGGGUCGCAUCUUCCGAGACCUCUCACUGCCUGAAGUGGGCCCAGCAGAGCGUUCUGCUUUGUAUAUCGCGAUGAUCGAAACUUUGGCCCUGUUGCACUCCUUUGAUUUACAGUCACUGGGUCUCCAAGGAUAUGGCAGAGGACCUGGAUACUGCAGAAGACAGGUAUCAACUUGGAAAAGACAGUAUGAUGCAGCUGCUCAUACAGAUAUUCCUGCCAUGAACAAGCUGGCUGAGUGGUUAGCAAACAACUUGCCAUCUGAUGAUAGUGAAGAACGCCUGAUUCAUGGGGACUUUAGAAUAGAUAACAUCAUCUUCCACCCAACAGAGGCUCGUGUUUUGGCAGUGCUGGACUGGGAACUCUCAACUGCUGGUCAUCCUCUGGCAGAUCUAGCGUAUGCCACGCUGUUCUACUUCUGGCCUGCAUCACUUAAGGACUUAGGUCACGGAACUGUCAUGGGUUUGAGAAACACCAUAGAAAGCCCUUCCUUUGAAGAACUGGUUUCCAUUUACUGCCGCUGCCGGGGAGUCAGCACUGCUUUACCCAACCUGAACUUUUUUCUUGCCUUGUCAUAUUUUAAACUAGCGUCAAUAUCCCAGGGUGUUUAUGCCAGAUAUCUCAUUGGAAAUGCUUCUGCAGAGAAUAGUCAUGAAUUUGCUAAGAUUGUGAAGCCUUUGGCAGAGAGAGGGUUAGAGCUCUCAAAAAGGUCGUCUUUUAGCAGCACACGUGAUGGCAUUUCUGGAGAGCUCUUCCAUCAAAGUAGGAAAGGCCAGGAAAUUUUGCUGAAGGUCAAGCAGUUUAUGAAGCAGCACGUGUACCCAGCUGAGAAGGAAAUAAUAAAAUACUAUACUGAACGUGGAAACACUGAGGAAAAAUGGAAGAAGCCACCACUGCUUGAGAAACUGAAGGAAAUGGCCAAAGCAGAAGGUCUGUGGAACCUUUUUCUCCCAGAUGUCAGUGGUCUCAGCCAGCUUGACUAUGCACUAAUAGCUGAAGAGACAGGGAAAUGCUUCUUUGCUCCUGAGGUUUUCAACUGUCAUGCACCAGACACUGGAAACAUGGAAGUCCUGCACAUGUAUGGAACUGAAGAGCAGAAGAAAGAAUGGCUGGAGCCUCUCCUGGAAGGGAAGAUCAGUUCUUGCUUCUGCAUGACAGAACCCGAUGUGGCUUCGAGUGACGCCACAAAUAUGCAAUGCAGCAUCGAGCGGGAUGGAAACAGUUACGUGAUCAAUGGCAAGAAGUGGUGGAGCAGUGGUGCUGGGAACCCAAACUGCAAAGUUGCAAUUGUAAUGGGCAAAACCAAGAACUCCUCAGCAUCCAGGUACGAGCAGCACAGCAUGGUCAUUGUUCCCAUGGACACGCCGGGGCUGAGGCUGAUAAGACCCCUCUCUGUGUUUGGCUACCUGGAUGAGAUCCAUGGAGGGCACUUUGAGAUACACUUCAGCGACGUGCGCGUACCCGUCUCCAAUAUGAUACUGGCAGGUGAGGGCAGAGGGUUUGAGAUAGCUCAAGGUCGGCUUGGGCCGGGCCGUAUUCACCACUGCAUGAGGUGCCUGGGUGCGGCCGAGAGCGCGCUGCAGCUCAUGUGCCGGCGCGCGGCGCAGAGAGAGACCUUCGGGAGGAAGCUCUAUCGCCACGAAGUCGUUGCCCACUGGAUCGCGGAAUGCCGCCUCAGCAUCGAGCAGGCGCGGCUGCUGACGCUGCAAACGGCCCGCAAGAUCGACGCCGUGGGCAACAGAAGGGCAAGGAAAGAGGUGGCCAUGACCAAAGUGGUUGUCCCUCGAGCUGUGCUUAAAGUGAUUGACUGUGCAAUCCAAGUGCAUGGUGGAGCUGGAGUUUCCCAGGAUUUUCCCUUGGCUUUUAUGUUUGCGUACAUGCGGACGCUGCGCCUGGCCGACGGGCCCGACGAGGUGCACCUCUCGGCCCUGGCCCGCUGGGAGCUGCUCCAUCAGUCCAAGCAGCUGACUGCAAAGAUCUAACGUCUGGCAGUGCUGGAAGAUUCAGCAAAGGUGUCCUUCAGUGCAAGUAACAGCGGAUGAACACAGCACUUGGAUUCUAAGUGAGCAGUGCACCCUCUCUCUCUACUUGCACUUCAGAGGCAGGGGCUUGCUUUUAGAAGUUAGCAGCGUGCUGCAGAAACACCAGCCUCUGCCUGGCUUCUUUAGAACACUAAUAAAACUUUAAAGUUUAUUGCAAGCUAGGAAAAACUUUUACUUCUUAAUUAAAAACAAUUAAACACAGAGGUAAUGCCCUUCUUUUCCCUUUCCUGCUGCAGUCUGCCUCUCCUGUCCUCCCCCCUUCCUGCUCUCCCUUCCACCAAGUCCAGAUUCCAUCCUUCCCUCCCCCUCCCCGCCCGUGAGACUGGGGGCAGGUCAGGGCUUUGCUACUCAUGCUUCUGUUUUGGCUCCCAGCCCAUCUCACGUUUUUUCUCCUGUCUUCCUUUACAUCCUCACAAACCCCUUCCCAGCCCCAGCUUCUGCCAGCCCUUCAACAUGCUGUUCAGUCUGGAGAAGAGGAGAUGGAGGGAUGGUGUUAUUAACAUAUAUAAAUAGCUAAAGGGUGGGUGUCAGGAGGUUGGAACAUCCCUCUUCUAUAGUAGCCAGCAACAGGACAAGGGGUAAUGGGAUGAAGCUGGAACACAAAAAGUUCCAUUUAAACAUAAGAAAAAACUGUUUCAGUGAGGGAGCCCUGGCACAGGCUGCCCAGGGAGGGUGUG
This is a messenger RNA of Colius striatus (speckled mousebird), 3146 nucleotides long. It is a transcript of the gene ACAD11, whose product is annotated as acyl-CoA dehydrogenase family member 11. NCBI's taxonomy places the organism in Eukaryota, Metazoa, Chordata, Aves, Coliiformes, Coliidae. The coding region runs from base 70 to 2409 and encodes 779 amino acids. The transcript is spliced from 20 exons. Gene Ontology annotation, cellular component: mitochondrion. The record is from RefSeq and is a predicted model, not a curated record. Gene Ontology annotation, molecular function: flavin adenine dinucleotide binding; oxidoreductase activity, acting on the CH-CH group of donors.